Amblyraja radiata (thorny skate) is the source of this 1071-nucleotide messenger RNA. It is a transcript of the gene pdzd11, whose product is annotated as PDZ domain containing 11. Gene Ontology annotation, molecular function: protein binding. The record is from RefSeq and is a predicted model, not a curated record. The transcript has 7 exons. NCBI's taxonomy places the organism in Eukaryota, Metazoa, Chordata, Chondrichthyes, Rajiformes, Rajidae. The coding region runs from base 139 to 645 and encodes 168 amino acids.
ACCCGAUUGGCCGUGACCGCUGGUGACGUGAGGCGUAGGGCGGAGGCGGCGGUUGGCGACGGGCGGAGCGGUUGCCCUGGAGCCAGGUUUAAACCAGAGUCCGAGAUUUUGCUGGAUUAUUUCAGAAAUAGUAAACCAAUGUCGAAUCGUGUAUACACGGAGCCAAAAGGUACUUAUGAUGAUUAUCAGUAUCCAGUUGUGUUUUUGCCACCAUAUGAGAAUCCUCCUCCCUGGAUUCCACUGCAUGAGAGGUUACAUCACUCCGAUUACAACAACGAGCUGACCCAAUUUUUGCCUCGCACAGUCCAGCUGAAGAAACCCUCUGGGGCUCAGCUUGGGUUUAACAUCCGAGGGGGAAAGGCCUCACAGCUUGGCAUCUUCAUAUCAAAGGUAAUUCCCGAUUCUGACGCAGAUCAUGCAGGUUUGCAAGAGGGAGAUCAGGUUCUUGCUGUAAAUGACAUUGACUUUCAAGACAUAGAACACAGUAAAGCUGUUGAGAUCCUGAAAUCUGCCAAAGAGAUUAUAAUGCGGGUUCGCUACUUUCCAUAUAGCUCUGUAUUUCAGACUUCCGAAGGCAGAAGGAAAGGACAGUUCAUUAAAAGGAGGUUCCACCGAUGGCCAUCUAAAAGGAUCACUGCACCAUAGCAAUUAACUAGAAAUCACUGCAUUAGUGUGGGAUUCUGAAAUUAGGUAUUUGUUGAAAUGCAAAUUGAAUUAUAAAUAUAUUUUUUAUUUAGUCAGUCAUGCUUUAGACUAACACUUGGGUAAACCCUAACAGUCUUGUGAAGUGAAAAUGUACCUAGUUUUGUAAAAGUGAUCUCCAACCUGACCAAGGAGUAGCCAUAAAUGUUUAUACAACUUACCCUGGAUCAAUUUUUAAUAAUGGAUAUUGGAUUUAGCCUGUUUUUUAUAAUUAAUCUUAGAAUAAAAACAAAUGGUAGAAUUGGGUAGUAACUGGAAUGCUGAAGAUUCAGAUCAAUAUUGCCACCGCUCCUGCUGCCACUCACUCCACUUCGUUCCAGAAGCUGCAACAAUUUGCUUUUGAAAUAAAACUUUUUUUUUUUAAAUCAA